UCCCCUGGCGCUGAGGGGGGUCCCCCCCUUGAGGGGGCCCCUGCAAGAGUGGGGGGUCCCCUCGGGGGCGGCGGGGUCCCCCCCGGAGGGCGCGGGGCGGCCCGGCAGCGGCGGCAACGGCGGCUGUUUCCCCGGUUCUCGGCUCCCCGGGCGGAGUGAGGGGCGGGCAGGUGGGCGAUGAAUGGUUUCAGCACCGAGGAGGACAGCCGGGAUGGGCCUCCCGCCGCCCCCUUCUACGGCCAGAGCUGCUGCCUCAUCGACGAUGGGGACCGCUGCGUGCGCCCCGCCGGGAACGCGUCCUUCAGCAAGCGGAUCCAGAAGAGCAUCUCGCAGAAGAAGCUGAAGCUGGACAUCGACAAAAGUGUGAGACAUCUGUAUAUUUGCGAUUUUCACAAGAACUUCAUUCAAAGUGUCCGAAACAAAAGAAAGAGGAAGACAAGCGAUGACGGAGGUGACUCUCCUGAGCAUGAAACAGAUGUGCCAGAGGUUGACUUGUUCCAGCUCCAAGUGAACACUUUGCGACGUUACAAGAGACAUUAUAAGUUGCAGACUAGGCCUGGACUCAACAAGGCUCAGCUAGCAGAAACUGUCAGUCGUCACUUCAGGAAUAUUCCCGUGAACGAGAAAGAGACGCUGGCAUAUUUCAUCUAUAUGGUGAAGAACAACAAGAGCAGGCUGGACCAGAAAUCAGAAGGUAGCAAGCAACUAGAAUGAAGAUUAACAAGACUUGGAAUAAGAGAGACCUUGAAGGAACAGAUGGUAUUGUGCAUUUUAGGUUUAUAAAAACUGUUGAAGUAUAUUGUAAAUUUUUUUUUUAAAUGCAGUAAGUCUGGAUAACAGAAAAAAAAUAUAGACAUUCUUAUCAGGAGUAUUUGCAAACAUGUGCCCAGCAUGUUUCUGAAGACUUCUUCCCCUCAUUUCAAAGUCACAUUGGAAUAAACAAAUGAGGAUAAUGAGGAAACCAAGUAAACCUGUAGGACUGUGGAGUUUGUCAUCUUGGUAUUUUAAACUAUUUUUGGAAAUCUGCAUCUCAGUGCAAUUCAGAUCACAGAUGGAAUUUUUUCACUGAAUUCAGACCACAUCCCAAACCACCGUGCAGUUUGCCUUGGCACAGGACUGGAGCAGCCUCAGAGAUAAAAUGCGUUGUUGAGGUGCGUGAGCCAGAAGUUUGCUCUGUCUUGCCUUGAGUCAGUGUUUCAAGUCCCAAACUUCUACAAAUGUUCCAGCUCACCAAAUCUACUCCAGUGAACACGACUUGAACAGUCUGAAAUCAAUUCAUUUUUUUUCAACCAUUUUCAUCCCACCCCUUGCAACAUGGAUGCCAAACAACUCUCUGCAAUCUCUUUUCCUAAUUUCUUUUAUUUAAGAACUCACUAAUUAAUUGUCUGUAAGAAUCUUAAAACUUCUGCAUUUCCUCAGAAUGUGGUAUUAAGGCAAAUACAGCUUAUUGGCUGGGUUUGAUCAUGUUGGCUCAUUUAAUUCACUUAUGCUUAUUUGCCUUGUAUUCAAGGCUCGGUGAUGGCAGGUGAAUCAGUGGCUUAAGACAUCUGUCUCUUAAUCUCUGUGUCAGAUCAGGUAUCAAUCGCAAGUGGUGUGAAUUUUAUACUGAAGCUUGUCUUUAGCAAAACUGCUGUGUGGAUUAGCGGGCUCGCAGUUUCCAUUUAGUAUAAAGCAGAUUUAUGCUGCCAUAACUGAGGUAGUGAACUGACUGAAGUAGGAUGUGCUUCAUCUGUCUCUCCAAUGGCAAAACGGUAUCAAAGCACUUGCCUUUUUUGAGCGUUACGUGUGCUUUUGUAAGAGCUGUGUGAGGGGAGGGCGGCAUGCUGGUCCUCUUUAACUGGCAGCUGCCUGAGGAGAUCGCUCUGAUUUUGGUGUUUAAAGCCAAGGUGUCCUUACAAAUAACUCAGUGGUUAAUUUGGCAAAAGGAGCUUACAAAAGUGUUGGUCGUGACUGACUGUUAUCCAGUGACCUCAAAUUCUAUUGAAGGGGAUGUCAUGAUUUAAAGCACCACCCCUGUUUCUUUGCUGUCCUGACCAAUGUCUCUGUUCUGUUACAAGAUGCCAAGACUCCACAUAGAGAGUAUAUUCUCAACAAGCCUUAAGCAACGAACUGAGCGGUAGAAUACUUCGGCUAGCAUUUUGUCAGUGGCAGGUUUUAAUAUUCCAAAACUGGAUGAAGCUUUGUUGAAGAGCUAAGCACGCAGAUCACGACCCCAUCUUAGCGCUACGUCGUGUUUUGUAAGGCAUGAAGGGUUCACGUAGUGAAGCUCUUUGUGAAGCUCUCCCAGGGUCUCUUUAAAAAUCAAGUCACAGUUUAAAGCAAGCUGUUCACAUCAGCUCUGAAUUGUUUGUUAAUACCCCAAAAACCAUGUUCAACAAACUUCAACACGUCCAAGUCCUGUGUCAUAGGCAGAAAUACUCUGUUAUGGUACACGUCCCAUUUGUGAAGUUUGGGAGGGUGUGACUGUUUCAGCAUUUCCUUGUUCAUUUCAGUAUGGAUUUUAAGAACAUCAGCCAAGAGAGAGGUUCAAGGAACGAGAAGAGAAUGUCUUGUGUCGGUGUUUCAUGAAUGUUUAAAGAUUUUCUAAUUAUGCUGGUCCUUUCCUUGUUGAAAGGAUGAAGUAAUUCCCAUAUCAGUCAACAUGAUCUGGCUUCUCUCAUUCAGGACAGGUACCUAAAAGGGUGUGUUCUUUGACUGCAUGUUCAUCUUCCAAGUGUUCAUGUAAUCAGAGGAUAUUACCAAAGGAAAACGAGUUUCUGAGUUGAGAGGGUUAUGCCUCAUUGUAACCAAAACUGUAAAAAUGUAGUUUGUUUGGGAUUUACUUUUUUGGUGGUUGUACUUUGUUUUAAUUUCUAAAAGUAAAUAAAUCUGUUGGGGUGUUUUAGCAGCCAGCAGCAAAAUGAUUCAUUUCAAGGAAAUACGGCAGCAGGUUCCAUCUGUUCAGGUGUAUUCACUGGAAUGUUUUUGUGCAGAGGUGGUAUCCAGGAAGCUUUUUUUGUUUUCUUAAUGAAAAUAAUCAGUUGAUGUGAAAUGUGAUCCUUGUUGGUUUCACUCUUAAAGCAAUUAUACUUUUUUUGAAAAAAUUCUUAAUGAAGUAUGAUGAUGAAGAGAUGUUUACCAGCCAUUAGCAGUUGUUUAUAAGGUGGAAAACUUGGAGGCAAGACACCAAAGAAAUGGAAGAAUCUUUGGCUGUCAGACCCCAUGGCCUUAUAAACCCUUGCAAAUGCCUUAUUACCUUGUUCUCAACUUAGCUAGAGCAAAACGCCUUGAGCAAAAGAAAGCCGAUGUCUUGUUGGAAGGGUCAGCCACUUUACGGCUGCCGCGCUAUGAACUGAAAUCACACGUCAAUUCAGUAGCAAUAUCCAUGUUCAGGGUGCCUGUGAUUCUUGAAAAGCAUUUAGUGUCUAAUAACCAGAAAACGCAACAAUGCAAUUGUCGUUCUGUAUAAUACCAUUCUGUGUAUUUGAUUCCUUAUGCUGCAUGCCAAUUCAAAAAAGACUUUCCAACUUUUUGUUUUAAACUGCAAAGUAAAUGUGUUUGAACCUCACACUUGUGAAGCCAUGAGGUGGGACAUUUUCUCAGCACUUUUAAGUGGGACUUGUUGGAAAGGUGGACGAUCCAAAUCGCUUUGUCUGGUAUGAUAAGAGUUCUUUUCUUAUUUUACAUUUUGCUUUUCACAGAUGGGCCUUAAAUUCUGUCUAGCUUUGAACCAUGGAGCACAAGCCUUGGAGGCAUGGAGGAUGACCAGAUGUCAUCUUCCAUUUAUAACAGUGGAAGUCUAUUUCUUACAAAUGUGCAUAGGUGACAUUCACCCUGCGGCAGAGGAAUCGGCUUUGAAGCCCUCCAGCCAUAACAGAGCCUGAUUCAAUUGCGUAGCCUGAUUGAAUUCUCCUGGAAGAGUUGCAUUAACUUCAUUAGACUUCUGAAGAGAUCCAAGCCAAAUCCAAUCCAAAUAAUGCAGAAAUGUCUCUUCCGGGGUUAAUUUCAUCCUGUACAAGGACCCUCUGCUUGCUUUAAGGGAAGAAGAAUAACUCAUUGCUGGUAGUUAUUGGCUUGAGCUCAGCUCAAGGGAGUUGGAAGCAUGCAAAGACUUGGGUUGGUGGCAAUCCGAUGAUUGAAAAGUGCAAAUAUAUCUAGGGAGGCUGUGUUAAAAUGCAGUUUGUUUGGCUUUUAAUUUCUGCAUCUCAAAGAAUCUGAAAGAAUAUUGUAUAUCAAUGUGAAGUAAACAAUUGCAUUAGAAGCUAAUGUUUCUUUUGCCAGGCACUUUAGAUGCUCAGCCUGAGAAAAGCAGAGAGGGCAGAUUUGUACCACUUGUCUCCAGCACUCUGAUGUCGCAGUUUUUGGCUGUAAACCACUAGAUACCCUGGUGUGCAAGACUUGACCAAAUCCUACCAAGUUUGAUGUUUAAAGUUAGUCUGAAGUGCAAGCUGACUUCAGAGAGGCUUCAAAAUCAAGAGUGAAAAUAAUGCACAGUGAGUGCGAGUUUUCAAGUGGGCUGUGAUGGCACAGAGAAGAUGAAAGAGGACACAGCCCAGAGAGAGACUGAUCAAAACACGCUUCCACAGUUAGUGACGUGGAGGAGGAUUUGUUCGGUGUUAGCUCUUGUAAUGGAUGUUUUCUGAGAGGGGAAGCAGGGGGAGCUGUGCACUUUACGUCUUUUGGCUGAGCCAAAUGUAAAUACCAAUGGGAGAUCUUCAGUUGGAGAGGAGAGAAAUGAUCUGCUGGGGGCCUGUUUGUUUCAAUUCUUCCCCAGAGCACUAGAUUCACUUUGCCUCUACAGUUUAAAAAAGUGGGUGACACAAGGUAGCCUCCAGUACAAAAAAGUCCUUGUACUGCCCAGAGUAUUGAAUGAAGAGUCCCAAAGGUGAAGGAAUGUUAUUGAUGCCUCACUCCUCUUGUCACUGAUGCCCUUUAGUCAUCUCUAUUUUUUUCGAGUUAGGGAGUCUUUGCUUUCCACUUCCAAAGUGCAAACAAACUGUUAGGAUGUAAGAUACUCCUUGCACUUUUCACAGCUCUCCCCGGUCUUGCGUUUUUGACUUGCUUGUAUGGAAUGAAUUAAGUGCUUGAAGAAAGUGGGGGAAGAACUGGGAGGAGGGCUCCUGCCUUAAACCUGAACUUCCCUUGCAAGCAGCUCUGCAGCCAACCCCGGACAUCAGCAGGUUCCAGGAGCCUCUGCCAAGCUGGGUUUGCUCCUGUCCCAGCUGCAGCUGCAGCGCAGGCGAGGGGGACAGCAGGUAACGUGCAGAAUGGCUUGGAGUCCUUCAGCGGGUUUACUGGGAGAGAAGAACUCUGUUCUCUCCUCCGUUUCUGGCCUCCAUGUGUUGUGCUGAUCUUAUGCCAAAUGUUUUGGACACCUUGUAUUUUUAACUGUGUAAUAUAGCUGUGUAUUGUUAAAGCAACUUAGUAACUUAUAGCAAAAACUGUAGAACUCAUUUCUCUGAGGUGUAGGAAAUGUCCUGCUUCCACUGUGUAUGAGACUUUAACUCUGUACUGUCUGACAAAGAUAAAAUGCUGAAUUUCACUUUAAUAAACGAUCUAUCUAGCAA
Molecule: messenger RNA, 5546 nt
Organism: Columba livia (rock pigeon)
Lineage: Eukaryota; Metazoa; Chordata; Aves; Columbiformes; Columbidae
Gene: SAP30L
Product: SAP30 like
Exons: 4
Coding region: 178-714 (178 amino acids)
Biological process (GO): regulation of DNA-templated transcription
Cellular component (GO): histone deacetylase complex
Molecular function (GO): transcription coregulator activity; protein binding
Source: RefSeq, a predicted model, not a curated record